This is a messenger RNA of Rasamsonia emersonii CBS 393.64, 1209 nucleotides long. RefSeq lists its product as uncharacterized. Gene Ontology annotation, molecular function: (3R)-hydroxyacyl-[acyl-carrier-protein] dehydratase activity. Bases 1 to 1209 code for a protein of 402 amino acids. NCBI's taxonomy places the organism in Eukaryota, Fungi, Ascomycota, Eurotiomycetes, Eurotiales, Trichocomaceae. Gene Ontology annotation, cellular component: mitochondrion. The record is from RefSeq and is a predicted model, not a curated record. The transcript is spliced from 3 exons.
AUGACUUCGGCAUCUUCAAUGAUCAACGACCCAGUGAUGCAAAUGGCGGCAAGAUUUCGCAACUCAUUAUGCCUUGGGAAAUUUUCUACAGGCAUAUCGCUGGCUUUCAGCCGCACAAUCUCAUCAUCUGUUCACAACCAUUUACUUCAUGAUCUGACAGCGCGUCGUCUUCCUCUAACCUAUGACUACCUGUCUCCGCAGCCAUCUCAUCUCUUGGACCUUUCUUUAAUGGAUAUUCUUCCAGAGCUGCGGCCCCCAUCAUCGCCAGAGAAUAGCCUCUCAAUGACCCUUCCAUCAAUCUGUCAACCGCGCCGCAUGGCAGUAGGUCAUCACUUGAUAUAUUUCCCACCCCAAGUCACAUUAUCGCAGUUACUGCCAGAUGGCACAGACAUUCUGCAUUAUCCCGGUGAACCUUUUAACCAUCGCUUGUGGGCUGGUGGUAAUAUUAAGUUUCCACCAGAAGGGGGCCUUUUGCUGAACGGUCAACGUGCAGUCUGUGUUGAGGCCAUCCGAGAUGUGACGGUCAAGGGACAAGAAGGAGAGGAAAAGGUCUUUGUUAGCAUUGAGAGACGCUUUGCACCUGUGGAAGAGGGGGAAGACGAGCAAGCUAUCAGACGCAGGGUCCUUGAGAACAAUGAAACCAAUUCCGAGGGCAGCAUUCUCACUGAACGAAGAGACCUAGUGUUCCUGCGAGAGCAGACAUCGGAGAAACUUGAGUCUGGUGAAGUUCUCCAUACAAGGAACAGUAGGCUUGUAAAACGUAUGUACCAUCGAUCUACAUUCGCUGAAGGUACUGACAUGAAUUUGUUCCCUGCCAAAGCACCCUCAAACCCCGAAAUUAGCCGUAGGAUAAUACCUACAAAGGCCUUACUAUUCCGUUACUCAGCCCUAACGUUCAAUGCUCACUUGAUUCAUAUCGACAAGGAAUACACUCGUGAUGUCGAAGGCCAUCCAAAUCUCCUUGUACAUGGGCCCUUGUCUUUGACGCUUAUGCUCACCGUCCUUUCAUUCCACCUGGCCAGAAUGGGACGGGUGAUUAGAGAAAUCGAAUACAGGAACCUUGUUCCCCUUUACGUCGAUGAGGAAAUGAGGAUAUGCGCCAAAGCAAAAGACAGCCGUGGUGACGACUCCUGGGAAGUAUGGAUUGAAGGACCGAGCGGCGGACUCGCCGUCAGAGGCACAGUAUGGACAGAAAAUGCGCAUUCAUAG